AUUCCAGACGAUUCAAUCAAAUGGAAUUAUCUUCAAGGAAUUUUUAGGAAUGAAGCUUGCUUUAUAAACAAAAAUAGGUUAAUUUUAGGCGAAUCGUGAUCUGUUAGAUGAUGAAGACGUUCAACCGGCGUUGUUUUGUGCUGGCAGACGUGGAAGGAAGAAGACUCGUCUCGAUAGUGUUGGCGAGAAAAGUGUGCGCGACAUGAGUGAACAAGGAGUGAAUACGGAGACACAUCCAUUAGUGUCUCGAGGAAUGAAUACGUAUCCGACUUUGUGUCGAACGGAGUCCAUUGAAACAGAUGUAAAUGACGUCGUGAACCGAAGUGUCGCUACUGAUGCCACCGUUCUUGUAAACAGAAGUAUGGAGACGUCAAGACAGGAAAGCGUGGAGUCGACUAACAUGCCGUGGGAUGAAAAAGUCCAUCGUGAUAUGAUGACGUCGCCAAUUCUUCAACGCCUUCUCUUCAAAACGACUGGCAUCGCCCAACAAUCUAAGCCAUCAGAAGACAUCCAAGUUGUCGAUGAGUUCCAGCAAACCUCUUUCAGUAUGGAUCGACCACGGCCUAUGGCCGAUCAGACUGUGCAAACGUCGAUGAGCAUUGAUAGACCACUGCGAUCUGUUGCUGAUCAGUUAGUGCAAACAUCGAUUGGUACCGAUAUAACAUUGUCAUCUAGUGCUGAUCGAUCACUACAAACGUCUAUGAACACCGAUGCACCACAACGAUCCGUUGCUGAUCAAUCAGUGCAAGCGUCGAUGAGUAUCGAUACACCACCACGAUCUGUUGCUGACCAGUCAGUGCAGACAUCGAUUAGUAUGGAUCUAACAUUAUCAUCUUGUGUUGGUCAAUUACUACAAACAUCUAUGAACACCGAUGCACCACAACGAUCCGUUGCUGAUCAAUCAGUGCAAGCGUCGAUUAGUAGAGAUAUAAUACUUCCAUCCCUUACUGACCAAUCACUGCAAGCAUCGAUGAGCACCGAUACCACAACACGACGCUUAUCAGAGUGUCAUUUUUCUUCACAGUUCUCACCGGAUGUCGCAGACAAGAUAACGUCGCCGAUGGUUUUCAAAUUGAUCGAUCGUUCCGCGCAGGGAUCACUCCAUGAACUGGCGAACAAAAACAAACGGGCACGAUCGAGUUCGACUUCUGGCAUUGGCAACAGCAUCUAUGAUGAUGAAACUCGUCAGGAAGUUAUAAUCCAGACGGAUGACUCAUAUCUGAAACUCGCGCGUCGUCUGGAUGAGUAUCGUUCGAAUCGAACACAAUUCUUGCCUGUCGUUGCCGCAUCGCCUCUUGGUUCGCGAGACAUCGAACCAUUCAAAAGCGAUCGACCAUCUGAACGAUGUGGAUACUAUCUUGACAUCAAAGGAGUGCCACGACGGCGCUCAAUAAAACUUCAUCGACGAGCUAGUCAGAAAACAAACCCGUUAGCAUACUACGAAGUUCAGGAGUACUCUUUUGUUGCCAAUGAAGAGGAUCGCAAUUUUUAA
Angiostrongylus costaricensis is the source of this 1492-nucleotide messenger RNA. The record is from the annotation of a GenBank genome assembly. NCBI's taxonomy places the organism in Eukaryota, Metazoa, Nematoda, Chromadorea, Rhabditida, Metastrongylidae.